CUGUGCACAGUCUGCCGGAAAGGAAGAAGAAGAAGAAGUGCGCGUGCCUGUGCAUGUCCCCGCCGCCCCUGCAGGCGGCGCUGUGCGGGUCUGGAGCGGCUCCGCAGAAGAAGGGAAAACAGACGCAGUCCGCCAUUUGCUGGCUUCUCUCUGCACUUCUCGCUGUCUGGGGUUUAAAUCUGGGAAGAAGCGGAAAGCGUGAGCUGCGCGAGCGGAAUCCUACGGCUCUGCGGCGGGAAUGGCGGCCGAGCGGCGCGAGGACAAAGAUGGCGAAUUAAAUGUUCUGGAGGACCUGCUGACUGAAGCUCCGGACCAGGACGACGAACUGUACAACCCCGAUACCGAACUGAGCGACAAGAAAGGAACCAAGAGGAAGAGCGAGCGCGCCGGCAGCCAGGACGCCAAGAGGCUCCGCCCCUCCACAGGUCACCACUCCUCCCGGUCCUCGUCGGCCAAUAAGAGAGCUCUGGGCCCCCCCCUGUCUUCCUCGUCCAAGAAGGCGUCCAGCCCCCGAGGCCGGCACGCCGCCUACCGCCACCACUACUACGAGGAGCGAAAGGGGCGGCGAGGGGCCCGAGAGGUGGCCCGGAGCGCAGGGAGCGAGGACGCCCGGCGCCGGGAGUCGCACAGAGCGCCGGAGGGUCUGGGCCAGAAGUUGCGCCGUGACGACCGGCGGCUAAGCCCCUCCCCUCACGACGUGGAUAACCAAUCAGAGGAGGAUGUUGCAGAUUAUGGCUCGGAACCAGCGUCAGGAAGCUCCUCCCCCACUCCGUCCCAUGUAGAGGAGGACGAGGAAGAGGAGGAGGAGGAAGAGGGCAUGGAGGAGGAGGAGGAAGAGGAGGACGAGGAGGAAGAGGAGGAGGACGAGGAGGAGGAGGAGGAAGGAGAGAAGGAGGAAGAGGAGGAGGAGGAGGAGUACGAGCACCGCGUCGGAGACGGGAACGACUACGACACGCGCAGCGAGGCCGGCGACUCGCGCUCCGCCUCCUCCAUCAGCUUCUCCGACGACGGCGAGUCGGCCCACUCCGGCUCCGCCUCCGACGCCUCAGGUUCAGAGAAGAAACAAGAGAAGUUGUCAUCUUCAGUUGGGGCUGUUCGGAAGGGAAUGGAAAAUCCGACCAGCAAACUUCGCUACAUCCUGCGAGACGCUCGCUUCUUCCUCAUCAAGAGCAACAACCAUGAGAACGUGUCUCUGGCCAAAGCCAAGGGGGUGUGGUCCACGCUGCCCGUCAACGAGAAGAAGCUGAGCGCGGCGUUCCGCUCGGCCCGGAGCGUGGUCCUGGUGUUCUCUGUGAGGGAGAGCGGGAAGUUCCAAGGCUUUGCGCGGUUGGCGUCGGAGUCGUACCACGGCGGCUCUCCCAUCCACUGGGUGCUUCCUGCCGGCAUGAACGCCAAGAUGCUGGGCGGCGUUUUCAAGAUCGACUGGCUGUGCAGGCGGGAGCUCCCCUUCAUCAAGACGGCCCACCUGUCAAAUCCCUGGAACGAACACAAGCCGGUGAAGAUCGGCCGGGACGGCCAGGAGAUCCAGCCGGACGUGGGCGCCCAGCUCUGCGCGCUGUUCCCAUUGGACGAGAGCGUGGACGUUCACGAGGUGGCGCGUCGCGUUCGCCACAAGCGCAGGACGCCGUCAGAGCCGCGGCCCCGAGGCCGCCCGCCGCAGCGCGAGCCGGGAAGGCGUCGACCUGAAGAGUACGACCUCCAUGGCAGGAAGCGGCCACGAGCCGACGCCCCGCCCGACUUCAGCCAGCGAGCAGGGUUCAUGCAGGACCUGCGGAGUCAGCCGGUGGACAGACUUUUCUCUCCACAGAAGGUUUCUAGCGUUCGAAGAGACGUUUUCCUCAACGGGUCCUACAGUGACUACAUGCGGGACUACCACCACCACCACCACCACCACAGCGUGGGGCCUCCCGCCCCCUGGCAGACUCUGGCGUACCCCGGCGUGGAGCAGCCCCCCCCCCACCACCCCCCGUAUUACCACCACGGCCACCCGGCCCCGCCCCCUCACCAGGCCUACCACCACCACCACCACGCCCCGCUGCCGCCGCACGAGGCUCCGCCCCCCCGCUUCCGAGACAAGCAGCGGGUCCAGCAGCACCGUGCCUUCGCCUCCAGCCCGCACGACUACGACAUGCGGGUGGACGACUUCCUGCGCCGGACGCAGGCCGUGGUGAGCAGCCGCCGGGAGCGAGAGCGCCAGCGGGACCGGGAGCGCGGCGGACCGCGGAGGGACCGGGAGCGGGACCGGCCCCGAGACCGGGACAGGGAUCGAGAGAGGGACAAGGAGAGGGGACGCUACCGCCGCUGACCUCCAGAUGUCGCUGUUCUCUGAUGUGAUUGGUGUGAACCGUGGAAAUAAACCCUGAACAUUUCA
Molecule: messenger RNA, 2371 nt
Organism: Salarias fasciatus (jewelled blenny)
Lineage: Eukaryota; Metazoa; Chordata; Actinopteri; Blenniiformes; Blenniidae
Gene: ythdc1
Product: YTH N6-methyladenosine RNA binding protein C1
Exons: 16
Coding region: 239-2305 (688 amino acids)
Biological process (GO): mRNA splicing, via spliceosome; regulation of alternative mRNA splicing, via spliceosome
Cellular component (GO): nucleoplasm
Molecular function (GO): mRNA binding; N6-methyladenosine-containing RNA reader activity
Source: RefSeq, a predicted model, not a curated record